AUGAAUAAUUCAAAGUGUUUAACAUGUAAUCAAAAUAUAGCCAUUCUGAAUUGCAAAACCUGUUCUCAUACCAUGUGUUAUUUCUGUGAUGAGAAUCUGCAUUCUUAAAUAGAUAAACAUAUUAGAACUACAUUAAUAUUUUCAACCUAAUUUUCAACAUAAUCAAAUCAAAAUAUUUUAAAUGAAACUAUAAAUAAGAAAUAAUUAGAGCUACAAUAAUUAAAAGAGAAAGAAUUACAAAUGACUAAAAAUUACUAAGAGAAAAUCCUACAAGCUUAAAAAUAAUAUGAAUAUUAGAUAAAUUAACUUGAAGAAAGAUGUAUUACAGUUUAAUAAUUUUUAGUGUAAUUAGCCUCAUAAUGUACAAAUAAAAUGUAAGAUAAAGUUGAAGAACUUGAUAUUGAUAAAAUAUAAAAAGAAGUUGAAAAUUUAGAUAAUAGUUUGAAAAUAGAUAUAUAAAAAGCUGCAGAAGAAUAAGCUGUUCUCUUAGAAAAGAAUCAAAAAGUUGAUUAACUUAUUGAUAGAUUAACAAAAGCAACUGAUAUAGAGUAGUUAUAGGUUAAUAAAAUGAAUGAAGUAUUAGCAGUAUUUAAGGAAUGUUCAGAGUAAUUACAAAAAGAAAAGGUAUUACAAUUCAAUCAAAAAUUAAUAGGAAUUACUAAUGUUAGAUAAUGAAAAGCUUGUUGGAGAAAUUGAAAUAUUUGCAAAAUUUUUUGAUGAAAAUGGUCCCCUUUUGGAAGAAUUAAAUAAAGUUAAAAAUGAAUAAUAAUAAUAAAAAUGA
Paramecium primaurelia is the source of this 781-nucleotide messenger RNA. The record is from the annotation of a GenBank genome assembly. NCBI's taxonomy places the organism in Eukaryota, Ciliophora, Oligohymenophorea, Peniculida, Parameciidae.